This is a messenger RNA of Vitis vinifera (wine grape), 1874 nucleotides long. Its product is annotated as probable protein phosphatase 2C 60. Gene Ontology annotation, molecular function: protein serine/threonine phosphatase activity; cation binding. The transcript is spliced from 5 exons. The coding region runs from base 350 to 1543 and encodes 397 amino acids. NCBI's taxonomy places the organism in Eukaryota, Viridiplantae, Streptophyta, Magnoliopsida, Vitales, Vitaceae. The record is from RefSeq and is a predicted model, not a curated record. Gene Ontology annotation, biological process: protein dephosphorylation.
GGGGUAUGGGUUUUUGGGUCUGUAUGGCCAGAAAAUUAUAUGAUUAGAGUUUGGUGGGUAAAGGUGGAUUUGACCUCUGCUUUUGGCCACAGCCCCCCCUAUGGUGUUUUUGUUGGUUUCUUUGUUUUACAGGGACUGUUUGUAUUUGGGUCAUGGCCUUUUUUCUGUUUUGAGUAGAAAUAGAACUGGGCUUUGGAUUUCAGACCUUUAUCUUGUCAUUUGUUGAGAUUGUUAGCUGAAGCUAACCCAAGAGGGGAGGAGGAGGCUGGUGGGGGGUUUUUUGGUUGGAGUGCUGUUGCAUCCGUUUUGGAUGUGGAGGUAUUGGAGGUUGGCUUGGGUGAAAUGAGGGAUGUUAUCAAGGUUGAUGAACUUUUUGAGGGCCUGCUGGCGGCCGUCGGCGGAGCGAUAUAUUCACAAGGGUUCGGAUGCAGCUGUCAGGCAAGAUGGGCUCCUUUGGUACAAGGACACUGGGCAGCACUUGAAUGGUGAGUUCUCUAUGGCUGUUGUCCAAGCUAACAGUUUGCUUGAGGAUCAGUGUCAGAUUGAAUCAGGCUCCUUGAGCUUGCUCGAUUCGGGCCCAUAUGGCACCUUUGUUGGAGUAUAUGAUGGUCAUGGCGGGCCUGAGACCUCCCGAUACAUUAAUGAUCACCUUUUCCAACAUCUCAAGGGCUUCACCUCGGAGCAACAGUCCAUGUCAGUGGACGUGAUACGAAAAGCAUUUCAAGCGACAGAAGACGGUUUUCUUUCUGUUGUUGCUAAGCAGUGGCCUAUGAAACCCCAACUUGCAGCUGUUGGAUCUUGCUGCCUGGUUGGUGUGAUAUGCGGUGGGACCCUUUACAUUGCCAAUCUUGGUGAUUCCCGUGCUGUUCUAGGAAGGAUUGUAAAGGCAACAGGGGAUGUUGUUGCCAUCCAAUUGUCGGAAGAGCAUAAUGCAUCUCAAGAAUCUGUUAGACAGGAGAUGCGUUCUUUGCACCCAGAAGACCCACAUAUUGUAGUUUUAAAGCACAAUGUAUGGCGUGUGAAGGGCCUUAUACAGAUUUCUAGAUCUAUUGGUGAUGUAUAUCUCAAAAAGGCUGAAUUUAACAGGGAGCCUUUGUAUGUCAAGUUUCGACUUCGGGAGCCUUUGAAAAGGCCAAUCUUAAGCGCUGAACCUUCAAUUUCAGUUCUUGAACUCCAGCCCAAUGAUCAAUUUCUCAUAUUUGCUUCUGAUGGGCUAUGGGAGCACCUUAAAAAUGAAGAAGCUGUUGAUAUAGUACAAAAUCACCCCCGAAAUGGAAGUGCUCGGAGGUUGGUGAAAGCUGCCUUGCAGGAAGCAGCUAAGAAAAGAGAAAUGAGGUACUCAGAUUUGAAGAAGAUAGAUCGUGGUGUCCGGCGGCAUUUCCAUGAUGACAUCACAGUCAUAGUUGUAUUUCUUGACUCAAAUCUUGUGAGCAGAGCCAGCUCGGUUAGAGGCCCUACUGCAUCCAUCAGAGGUGAUGGUGUGAACCUACCUGCAAAAUCUCUAGCCCCUUGUGCCACGCCCAUGGACCUCGGUGCCACCUGAAGAAGCUAGCUGUUUUCCAGGUCCUACCUAGUGCAAGGACCCUUCAUGGACCAUCAUCUGGUGUAAAUCCAGGUCCACGCCUAAUUAAUUCUUUAAUGUACAAUGUAACAUUUAACUUGGGACAAAGCCUUUUAUUUACUUUCAGAACAGGAGGAGGAGAACCAAAAGAAAAAAAGGGUAGAAGAAAAGAAAGAAUCAGGGAAAGAGAGCUUCAAAGUUGUGAAUGGAGAUUCUUUCUAUUUCUCUUCCCCUUCCCUCACUUUCUUUUGGAGUUUUUGAUUUCUGUAAAUUGUAUGGGACUCCCUGGAAAUCCAAGCUUGUGUUCCUCUUA